AUGGCAUCUUCCAAAUCAUCCAUCGCAACUCUCUUCCUCGCCUUCAACCUUCUCCUCUUUGUCUCCUCGCCGGCCGCCGCCGUCCUCGACACAUGCUCCUACGAUGUGGCCAACCUCAACGUCUGCGUUGAUUUGCUCAACUUUUUGUACGUUGGGGUUGGGACGAAGCCGCCAACCCAACCCUGCUGCACCGUGGUUUGUGGGGUAGCUACUGAUGUUGAAGCCGCCGUUUGCGUCUGUGCUGCCCUUAAAGCUGGCGUCCUUGGAAUUUAUGCCAACCUUAACCUCGCCCUCGAGUUGCUUCUUACUCAAUGUGGCAAGCACGUUCCCCUCGGCUAUGUCUGCGCUUAA
This is a messenger RNA of Linum tenue, 351 nucleotides long. The record is from the annotation of a GenBank genome assembly. NCBI's taxonomy places the organism in Eukaryota, Viridiplantae, Streptophyta, Magnoliopsida, Malpighiales, Linaceae.